UAUUAUAAAAGUUUUUGUAUUUUUCAGUGAAUUAAAGGACAAAACGAUUUUGUUUUUCUAACUUUCCGUUAUUCACUGCUAAUGGCUUUACCAAAUCGAUGUCAAACCACAAAUCAUUUUAUCGCAGCCUAGAUGCAGUGAUUUCAUUAUAGCUGUUCAACGUGAGGCAGUUCUCACACUGUCAAGUAAAUUAUAUUUUCUCGUGUGAAAAUAUAAUUUCGACUACAAGUCACUUUCGACUACUUUAAACCUUUUCAAGAUUUCAUUAUUACAGAAAAAUAUUAACAAGGACUUAUGCAUGUAGAAAGAUUAAGACCCCAAGUUUUUCGUGACUCCUACAAUGUUGGGACCUCCUAUGAUGGACUAAGCCCUGGAAGUUCAUCUGAUUACGAUCGUAGUCUAGCAACUUCACGUGUGUAUGAAAGAACACGGAUAUAUACUUUAGCAGUGGAAAGACAAACAGUUCAAAAGAAGACAUUUACAAAAUGGGCGAAUACAUUUUUAAGGAGAGUGGGACUUGAAAUAUACGAUCUUUUCUUGGAUCUACGUGAUGGAAAAAUCUUACUACAGCUUCUGGAAAUUCUGUCUGGGAUUAAAAUGCCUAGUCCAACUUUGGGAAGGAUGAGGAUACAUUGUCUGGAAAAUAUUGACAAGUCACUUUACUUCCUAAGUAAUUAUGGUGUGCAUCUUGAAAAUAUUGGUGCACAUGACAUUGUUGACGGAAAUGCCAGAAUAACUCUCGGUCUAAUAUGGAUUAUUAUUCUUCGUUUUCAAAUUCAAGACAUAACAUUUGUUGAGAAAAUAGAUCCACUGGGGAUCCAAAGUGAUGUUCGGAGGUAUUCAAAAGAUGCGUUGUUAUUAUGGUGCCAGUUGAAAACUUCAGGUUAUCGGAAUGUGGAUGUACAAAACUUCACAACUAGCUGGCGUGAUGGAUUAGCAUUCAAUGCUCUUAUUCACAGACAUCGCCCUGACCUGGUGAAUUUUGAUGAACUAUCAGUGAAUACACCACUACAGAAUCUGGAAUCAGCAUUUUUAGUUGCUGAAAAGAAAUUGGGUAUAGCGAGACUGUUUGAUCCUGAAGAUAUUUAUGUCCAGCAACCAGAUGAAAAGUCAAUUGUUACAUAUGUGGUUACAUACUAUCACUAUUUUUCAAAACUGAAGUCGGAAACUGUUCAAGCGCGUCGUUUAGAAAAGUUCAUAAGCUAUUGGCGUGAUCUCCAGAAUUCUUUUAAUUGGUACGAGAGACGAACAUCAGAUCUUUUGGAGUGGAUAGCCAAGACAGUUUUGUGGCUGAAUGAUCGCCAUUUACCCAAUCAAGUUGAGGAGAUUCAACAGGCUAUGGUCGAGUUUAAAGAAUACCGUCUUCAUGAGAAAUCUGACAAAUUCAAAGAAAAAGGUGAACUUGAAGCUCAUUUUCUUUUAACAAGAAUGAAAAUGAGAACACUGGGCCUAAGAAAUUAUAUCCCGUCUACAGAAGCACAACUAUCUCAGAUUAAUCGAGCCUGGAUUGCAUUAGAGAAGGCAGAAUAUUCACGUGAGGUAGCUCUAAGAGAAGAACUUGCUAAACAGAAACGCUUACUGCAUUUGUUCUCACGUUUUGAGAAAAAGGCCAAUCUACGUAAAGCUUGGAUUAGUGAUAAUUACAAAUUAGUUGAAGUUUGUGAUGAUGACAGAAAUUUUGCAAUGACUGAAGCUUCACUAAAAAAGUACGAAGCCUUAAAAGCCGAUAUUAAUGCAUAUUCUGACAGGAUACAAACAAUACAACAAAUUGCUGAUGAACUGAUCAGAAGUAACUUUUUUAAACACGAUACAGUAACAAGAGUUAAAAAAGAGAUUCAACAUAUGUGGCAUCAACUUUUAACUAUAAUGAAUGAAAGGUAUAAAAUCCUUGAAAAUAGAAAGAAUUUAUUUAAAAAGUUUUCAGAAGCUGACUAUUUAAUGGAAUCUAUACAAAUACUCUUAUCAAAAUUACGUAGUGAUGAAUUUGAUGAUAAUUUGGCAGUUGUUGAAGAACGCUUAAAACAGUAUGAAAUUAUUGAGACAGAUAUACGUUCGAUACACCGGAAUAUUUCAGUACUUUUCGAAUUAGGAUCUCAAAUCGAAUAUUCUCCAGAGUUGUUUGGUUUUAAAACAAACAAUGUUACAAUGGAUAUUAAAAGACAGAAUAGUAUGUUAAAAAGUGCCUAUACUGAACUUGUGCAACUUGCUGAAUCUAAAAGACAGUCUAUAGAAUAUUUUAGACUAUAUCAUAUUUUAAUUCAUGAAUUAGAAGAACAAUUGUCAUCAAUACAAGAACGUAUAUCUUAUUUGAAAAAAAGUGAAGCAUUUGUUGAUAAUGGAAAUGUCAGUGUAUUCUUUCGUCGUCAUAAAGUAGCAGAGUCUGAAUUGGAAGCACAAAGAUCAGUUAUAACUCAACUGUUUGAAAGAGCUUCUAAUCUUAUUGAUGAAAAGUCACAAAAUUAUGAAAAUUUAAGCGAUAAAGUUGAAAAAGUUGAAAAAGCUUGGGAGAAUCUUAUAAAUCUCAUGGCUAAACGUAAGACCGAUUUGUUGUUUAUGAAAGAUUUACAGUCUUUUAUGUUAAGCUGUGAUGAUGCUGAUUUAUGGAUAUCUGAGAAAUAUGAACUCAGUUCAAGUGUAAUGAACACUGCUAUACAAACUGAUAGUAUUUAUACAAUAGAAAGACUAACAAAACAACAUCAGGAAACUAUUGUGAGUUUAAACAGUUUUCAAGAUUCUAUAGAACAACUAAGAAUUCAAGGGGAAGAGUUGUUGGAAUUUAUUGACUGUUUAACAAGUGAGGCAGAAACUAGCAUAAAAUCUAAGGAAGAAAUCAGAAAUUCAGUAAAAAGCAGAAUCCAGAAGCUUUCAGAUUCAUUUGCCACACUUACCAGUUCUGUUCGUCAGACACAAUUACUUCUAUUAGAUGCUGUAUCACUUCAUCAAUUGUUCCAGAUGGCUUCAUCAACAUAUAACUGGAUUAUUGAAAAAGAGAUCUAUAUGCAACUCUUAAUAAUGGAUGACCUUCAAGAAGAAGAAAUAUACAGGAUAAUAGAAGGUGAUAUCAAUGCAAAUCAAGGCUUAAUUCAGAGACUAGAAAUUGUGAAGAAUAGAUUUUCUGAUUUGGAAGAACAGAUGAGCACAGCAGCUGAGCAGGUAUCUCACAUAAACAAUAUGAUCACAAAUUUUCUAAAUGAACCUAAAAGAGAUGACCAGGCAUUAGUUAAUAAAGAAAUAACAAUUGAAAAAGUUAUCAAUCUUCAAGAUCAUUUAAAUUCUGCAUGGAAUAGAAUUGCGGAUGCUGUAGAAUCUCAUAGAGAUCGUAUAAUUGAAGAAUCAUUUUAUAUUAACUUAUUUAUUGAAUGUAAAUAUACUUCUGAAUGGAUUACUGAGAAAGAAGCUGUCUUACUUUCAACAGAUUCAAUUGAUGCUAACAGUUUAUCGGGUUUAGUUGAAUUAAGAAGGCGGUUAUACAAUAUACAAGGAGAUUUAAAAGCCAUUGAAGCGCGUGUUGAAAAUAUCGGUGAACGUAUAGGAGAAAUACUUAGCAUUCGAGAACAAGGAGAAGUUGCCUAUGAUCAGCAAGAUACAAGGUUAAAAUCUCGACGACGGGCAGAUUAUUUAAUGGAGGAACACAUGAAACUUACACAACACUGGCUUAAUUUAAAAGAUGCACUUCGAGAAAGAGUUAAUAGAAUAUCAACUGAAGGUCAAGUGAGUCGAUUCUUAGAAAAACUAGACUCUUUUCAAGAUUGGAUGAGAAAAUUAAAAACUGAUGUAUUUGUUCGUGAAUUUCCUAGUGAUCUACAAGAGACUGAAAAUCGUCUAACAAUUAUAGAGCAAAGUGUUCAAGAGAUCAAAGAUUAUGAGAAUGAAGCAAAUCAACUAUUUGAAACAGGCAGACAAAUACUUAAGGGUUAUUCUGAUACACCACAUAUAAUGUUAGGACAACGAUUAGCUGGACUUGAAGAAGACUGGAGAUCAAUUCAAGCAUCUAUGGUCGAUAGUACUACACGACUUCAAGAACGAUAUGCACUACAGUGCUUUUUAGCCGAAUCUGCACUGCUAGAAGUAACUUUGGAUCAGCAGGCCACAUUUUUAAAUAAAGAGGAUCCACUGACCAAUUUAGAUGCUGUACGUGAUGUACAAAAACAGUAUGAAACUUUCCGUUUCUCUUUAUUAACCUGUGAAGAACGAGUUAAUGCAGCUUUAGAACUGGGAAGAAAAGUCGCUGAAAGAAAUCCUGCAAAUCGGGAUCGUGCAUUAGCCAAAUGUGAAUUAUUUCAACAAAAGUAUGAAGCCAAUCGAAUUAAAACAGAUGAACGAAUUACAUAUUUACAGGAGAAAGCACAACUUUAUGAAUUCUACGAAGAGCUGGAAGAUUUUGAAGACUGGAUUUCAGAUAAAACAAACAGUCUAUUGGAAAUUCAACUGGCGAUAAAGCAAAGAGCUCACUUAUCCUUCAGUCGUAUACAGGCAUUUGAAGAGGAAAUUGAAGUGAAUCGAAAUCGUGGAGAUCAUUUUAUUGAGGUUGGUCAGAAGCUUAUUGAAGUUUAUCCAGAUUUGGAAUAUGAUGUGAAAAGACAUCUAGAUCGUCUACAUACACGUUGGGAGGAACUAGUUGAAUUAGUUCGACAUAUUUCAAAUGUAAUUGGUCAAGAUAAUAAAGAAAAGUCGAUGAAAGAGGCUAUUCAAAAAACUGCUGUUUGGCUGAAUGAAACGAAUGCGCACUUACAGAAAGCAGAUGACAAGUUACCACCACCUGAUGAACUUGAUAUGACCACAUUGCAAACACAAAUAAAGGAGUUUGAAAAACGACUUAAAGAUUAUGCAGACAGGAUCAGUGUUAUAAAUAUUUUAAAGAAUCAAGCUAGUGCACCUGACUUCAGUCAAAGAGAGGAGUUUUCUGCAAUUAUCAGUGAUCUUGAGCGUAGAUUAGCAGCAUUAAAUGAACCACUGAAUGAAAAAUUAAUGAAUUUACAACUUCUGCAAACAUCAACUAAAGGUAUGGUAGAAUUAACCUUAGAAGGUGCAUGGGUCAGAGAGAAGUUGUCACAAAUUGAAAACUUAUCGAAAGCUUUGGAACUUGAUCCAUUAAAAGCAUAUCAAAUUGGUCAGAGACUAAUGGUAAUACACUGUUCGCAAAGACAGCUAAAAAGUCAUAUACUCGAAGCCAACAAUCGCAGACCUAGAGUAAAAGCUUUAUGCAAAAAUAUGGAAACUGAAUUCUGUUUACAAGAGGAGAAAAUUUCACCUGCUAGACAACAGCAACAGUGUAAGCAUCUUAUUGAAGAUAUCUUAGAAUCAUGGCAGAAGUUGGACAGAAAUUUAACGCGCUUACUUGAACGUAUUACAAUGUCUGAGUCAGUCUAUCAAUUUUUAUUUGAUGCUAGUGAAUUAGAGUCAUGGAUAUCGGAAGAAGAUUUCUACUUACAUGGGGUCGAAAUCCCUAAGGUUAGUUAA
Molecule: messenger RNA, 5460 nt
Organism: Trichobilharzia szidati
Lineage: Eukaryota; Metazoa; Platyhelminthes; Trematoda; Strigeidida; Schistosomatidae
Source: the annotation of a GenBank genome assembly